CCAAUGACAUUGGAGGCUUGACUUAAUUGGUUUUAUCUUGUUCAUUAUGUGAUUGGUUCAGUAAUUGAAGCCUAGUGCUAUUCUCAUCCCAAUGUCCAGUCAAAACAAUGAAGUCCAAGUACUACAACAUACAAAUGUCUUAUUCUAGUUGUGAUGAUUUAUUGGAAAUAUUUGAUGGCUUGCAAAUUUAUUUGAGUUGAAUCUUGUUUUGGAUGAAAAAUUAUUUUGCAUAUUGGAAAAUGAGUUAAAUGACAUUGACUUCUCAAAAAUGAUUUAAAAACUAGUACAUAUGACAUUUGGUUCUUAUGUAUACUCUUUGUUCCAUUUUUCUGAAUUUUUGAAGCAAUUUUGAGCCAUUUAUGAGUUUUUAUGAUUUUACUCAUUUUAUUUUUGAAUUCUUGUUGUAACUUGUUCAUAUGAGUCUUUGGAAGGUUUUCAUGUAAGAUUUGAGAUUUUUAGAUUUUUAUAUGAGCAAUGAUACCAAUUCAAAAUUGAAAUUAUGAAAGUUGGCAAAACUCUGGGCUGUCAGAAUUUUGGUUGAGCGGACAGUCCGCCAUUGUCCGCGGACGGUCCGCCAGACGCACCGGCAAGCUUCGGUUAUACCGAUGGUGUGUCCACUAAGCAAGUGCGGAUGGUCCGCCAAGGAACGCGGACAGUCCGCUCAUGCGGUUUUCGGGUGGAUCCAAGCAGCUAAACUUAUCAUGAGCUACAAAGAUCUUGUCAAUGCAUGUGCAGCAGUUUUCAGCAUGCACCCAUGAGUGAAGAUGUGAAACCUGGUAGCAAUCUAGAAAUGCAUUGAAGCUCAAAUUUUUAUGGCUACUAGAUGACUUAGUGCCACACAUCUCCACAAAUUUUCGUGGCAAUUCAACAUGUACUUUGAGAGAUUUGAUGUAUUCUUUGAGAAGUACAAAAUCUGCCAGAAAAGUGACAAAUAUUGGAUUGAUCUUGAGUCACUUAAAUUGAAAUGUCCUCAAGUUGGAAUCAUCGUUAUAAGUGGUUGAGGAACCUAGGUUUGGUUUUGAGAGGAGCUAGAAGCAUGACAAGAAGCAUGACAAGUAUUAGGUACAAGGCCAUUUGAUUGUAGUGUGUGCUUAUCAUAUUUUUGGUACUUAAAUUGGAAGAUUAAGAAAAACAAGCAACACCGAACAUAGAGAGAUUCAUGAUAAUUCAAGUGAUAUUCAAAUGGUAUUCUCUCAUGCAAGCAAGGAUCAAAGAGAUGAAGCAAGCCAACCACAACAAGAUAGUGGAUUUCAUGAUAAGUGGUAUUCAUUUCAUAUGGGUGAAGAAUGGUUUUCAUAUUGGUAUUCAUUGUCUUCACCAAGCUAUUAUAAUUGAACUUCAUGAUGCUAUUUGGAGAGCUAAAUUGGAAGCUAAUGACUAUCCUCUACUCCAACAUAGCAAGUUUUUUUCUGAAACACACACCAAUUACAAUGCUAAGAGCACAGAAGCAGCACGCAGCCCGUGCGACAUCAUCUAAUGCAAACCUUAGAAACAGGGCAUCCCCAGCUAGACUUGUCAAGCUAUAUAAAUACAUGUCUGAAGAUCAGCGCAAGAUGAUUCAUGAAGUCAAAUUCGAUGGUUGGCUGAUGGUGGAGUGCUUUGAUGCUGAAUCAUCAGAACUAGUUUUCCCUAGGAGGGGUAGGAUUUCAGUGACAUCAAAGUCUAUGGCUGACAUCCUAAACUUGCCAAACAAGGGCGAUGAGGUGAAAUACGAGCUUGAUGUGGAUGCGAUCAACUUCAUCCACAGCAAGUAUGGGAUUAUUCAAGGGCAAGCACCCAAGAUUGAAGAAAUGAUGGAAAGGGUCAAACAAAACAACCACGCAAAUGAGGAUUUCUUGAGGUCUUGGCUGAAGAUAGCGGUGUCAACUUUUUUGUGUCCGCCCACCAGUUUGGGAAUAAGCCCCAGAUGUUACCUAGCACUAGUUGACCUUACGUGCGUGAAGAAGCUGAAUUGGUGUCAAUUUGUAGUUGACCAACUUAAGGAUGCAGCUAGAAAAAUAGACAAGAAAAAUUCUGUGAGGGGCUGCUUCUUACUACUUGUUAUCCUCUACGCAGAUCCUCUAGCUGUUGGGAAUUCGGUGGCCCAGGUUUUGGUUUCCCAGAUGGAUGAUGUCAACAGAUUUGUAGCAUCAAAGGUGCCCCCACAGAUGGCAAUUGAGAAGAAGAGGAAAAUUGCUUAUGCUGUGAGCAAAGUUCUGAGUGGAGUGUCAGACUUGCUCGACACGUUCAUACAAGACAUGGCCGAGGCUGAAGACUCUCCCAGGCCGGACUUGGGAAGAUCAAAGCGGAGGAAAACUAUUAGCAGCAGCGAGGAUGGUUCAGACCAAGGAUUUGAGAAUGAAGAUGAUCAUGAAGAAGAAGAAGAAAAAAAAGAACAACAACAAGAAGAAGAACAAGAAGACCUUAUCUCCCUUAGUAGACGGUUAAAAAGGAUGCAAUCAGCCACAAGCCAAGCAGGCAGAGGGGAAACAGCACCUGCCACUGACAGCAUUGGAGGUGAACCUACACGUCAAGAAUUGGCGAGCACAGGACCUGAAGUUCAACCACCCAUCAAGGCGGGCAAUCUGAUCAGCAGGCGCUCAAGAUUAAUGCUGCCAGACAAGCCAACUAAUGCAGCGGAGCCCGAUAAGGAUGGUGGUUCAGAUCAAGGUUGCACGGGGACAAAAAAACCUGCCAAUGAAGCUAGUUCAUCGAAUGCAGUUCUUGGUAUUGCCGAAGGGAGUUCAUGGGAUUUCCUCGCCCCUGACUGUGAUAUUAUGAAGUUCAUUGAAGAGCCCACACCACCUCAGAAAGGAUCUAACACAAACGGCCAUGAACCACCAGGAGACCCGGGGUCUGCAUGGUCAUUGGAUGGGCUAGAUGAUGCUGUAUAUGAAAUUUUGAAAGCACAGGCUAUUCAGAUCAAUGAACAAGCAAAGGCCAGGCAUGGGGAUGCCACAAUAUCAAUGGCGCCAAGACAGAAUCUAACAUCAGCAAGUAUUCAGGAGCAACAAUUAGAGUUGCAGGAACACCUCAAUCUAUCGGGACAACAUCUUAUGCACCACCACAGGUGCCAAGGACAGAUUCCAGCAACAGCAAACAUUCAGGAGCAUCAACAAAAGUUUGUAGUCAUACUCAACUAUUUGUUCACCCACGCUACAUUGGGACAUUUAGUUGAUUCAGUAAAACCAAGAGGAAAGCUAAUCAACACCGUCGUGGAGAUAGGCAUUUAUGUAAUCAAUGGCAAGAAGACAAGGGGUGCCACCAGAUGGGUCAUGCCGCUUCACAUUACAGUAUUGUUCCCUGUAUUGCAGAAGCUCGUUCAGAACGACGAACACUCAGGGCAUUACUUCCUGAUUGUUGUAAAUCUGCGGAAUAACAGGUUCGAAAUCCUUGACUCCAUGAGGACAUUGGAGAAUGAAGCGCUGGCACAGUGCUCCGCCACUAUCAUCAACACAAUCAAAAAGUUGUGGGAAACCCACUACGCUGAGACAAGCAAGCAAAUAGAGGACUAUGAAAUUGUUCAAAUUGGAGUUCCAAAACAAGCAAACAAUUUCCAUAUGCAGCUGCGACUGUGGGUUCCACAUGUUGAUGCAUGCUCAACAUUGAGAUGGGCGUUUAGUUUGCAACUUUCAAGAUAUUUGCAACAUGCGGAAGAUCCUGACACACACGUGGCUCAAUUUUGAAGAAAAUGAUGUAAACUGGGAGAGUAUCUUGAAUUUGGCAUAGGCUCUACAACAGCGGAUUCAAAUCUGGUUCAACAAGAGUGGAUUUCUACUACAGCAUAUAUUGCACAUUUGCAUUUGAAGAUCUGCUGUCUUUUUUUGCAUUAUGGGGGUGAUGUGAUUUCCCCCUAUGGAUCUUGGUUGUUGUUGGAAACCUAGGGGAAUGGAAGUUGCAAACGUUUGCCGCAUAGAAGACUUUUUUUAUCUGUGUCACACACCUUAUCUGUUGUG
Messenger RNA from Panicum hallii, 3935 nucleotides. RefSeq lists its product as uncharacterized. The transcript has 13 exons. The coding region runs from base 1341 to 3665 and encodes 774 amino acids. Gene Ontology annotation, biological process: proteolysis. The record is from RefSeq and is a predicted model, not a curated record. Gene Ontology annotation, molecular function: cysteine-type peptidase activity. NCBI's taxonomy places the organism in Eukaryota, Viridiplantae, Streptophyta, Magnoliopsida, Poales, Poaceae.